Messenger RNA from Capsicum annuum, 1099 nucleotides. Its product is annotated as transcription termination factor MTEF1, chloroplastic. Gene Ontology annotation, molecular function: double-stranded DNA binding. Gene Ontology annotation, biological process: regulation of DNA-templated transcription. The transcript has a single exon. Bases 51 to 992 code for a protein of 313 amino acids. The record is from RefSeq and is a predicted model, not a curated record. NCBI's taxonomy places the organism in Eukaryota, Viridiplantae, Streptophyta, Magnoliopsida, Solanales, Solanaceae.
AGAGACUAUACUACAACCUGCAAAACACCAUCACCAACAAACAAACAAACAUGUCAAGUACUGUAACAACAUCAUCUUUUCAUUCUUCUCUAUGCUUCUCUAUUAAAAAAUCACCAUUACCAUCAUCAUCAUCAUCAUGUUCAGAUCAUCAACAAAUAAGUCUGUUAUCAACAACAAAACCAAAAUCCAUUCUCCAAAAUAACCCUCUUUACCAACCAACUCACAAGAACAUCUCAUUACAAUUCAAAGAAAAAAUCUUAUGCUUAGAAAUACUUGGUGUUGAUUCAGGUAAAGCACUCUCUCAAAACCCUAACCUUCACAACGCCCCAUUACGCGCUAUCGAUUCCAUCAUCACUUUCCUUCAAUCCAAAGGACUUUACCAGAAAGACUUUGCUAGAAUCUUUGGAAUGUGUCCAGCAAUUCUAACUUCAGAUAUUAAAACCGAACUCAAUCCUGUCUUCAAUUUCCUCACAUUCGACCUUAGAGUCCCCGAACACAACCUUCGUAAGGUCAUAAACAAAUGUCCAAGACUACUAGUUUGCAGUGUGAAAGAUCAGCUUAAACCAACUCUUUUUUAUCUGCAAAGACUUGGCUUCAGAGAUUUACAUCAUUUAGCUUAUCAAGAUCCAAUAUUACUCGUUUCAAGCGUCGAAAAUACGUUAAUACCUAAGCUACAUUACUUAGCAAGUCUUGGAUUUUCAACAAAUGAAGCUGUCCAAAUGACUUUGAGGUGUCCAGGACUAUUCACAUUCAGCAUAAAGAACAAUUUCAUCCCUAAAUUCGACUACUUUUCGCAACAAAUGAAAGGUACAUUGGAUGAAUUGAAAGAGUUUCCUCAAUACUUUGCAUUUAGUUUGGAUAAAAGAAUAAAGCCAAGGCACAUUCAACUUGUAGAAAAUCAAGUUUCAAUGCCCUUGUCAUUAAUGCUAAAGACUACUGAUGAAGAGUUCAACCAGUUGAUAACAAAAGAAAGAAAUAAAUUGUCAAUAUAAGUAAAUCUUUUUUUUUUAUUUGUAAAUUAAUCCUUUGCUUUGUUAGUAAUUUUCUAACUGAUGAAGUGACUAUAUAAAGCUAAUACAUGUAUUAUUUUUUCGAUGCC